Messenger RNA from Cyclocybe aegerita, 1350 nucleotides. Lineage: Eukaryota; Fungi; Basidiomycota; Agaricomycetes; Agaricales; Hemipholiotaceae. The record is from the annotation of a GenBank genome assembly.
AUGAAGGCCCUGAUCUUCGUCUCCCUUCUCGUGUCCUGUGUUGUCCCAGCACAAUUCCAUCCUCGUCAACCUGCUCAAUACCGGCCAUUACCUCCUCUGCGCAUGCGGGCAUCUAUCCAAAAUAAGUGGACAACUGAAAGGAUUGCGAAGAUACCGAAGUUGCUCAAAAAACACGGUGCUGGUGCUUGGUUGAUCUGUCAACGAGAACACGCCGAAGAUACCAUAUGGUGGUCAAUCAAGAACGCAACGGACUUCGACGCACAUCGCCGGACUGUGUUGCUCUUUCACACCAAUGACUCUUCUCUGGCCAAUACGCCUAAUCCCCUCAAGUGGGUUGACAACAUCGGACAGGUGUGGCCAGAGUUGCGCAGAGUUCUUGGUGAAUACCGUCCGUUCCGUAUCGUUCUUAACACCGACGAAGAUAUCGCCUUUGCUGGUGGCCUUCAUGUUGGAGAAUUGGCAAUCCUUCAAAGAGAACUCGGCAAAUACUGGACGAACAGAUUCGUAAAUGAACCCAUGCUGGCAGUUGAAUUUGUCGCCACAAAACUGCCUAGUCAACUUGAAUACUAUCGAAUAAUGCAAGAAAAUGUUUGGGCUAUGCUUGAAGAAGGUUUUUCUGACAAAGUCAUCGAGCCAGGAGUAACUACGACGGAGGACCUCAGCUGGUGGUUUCGCGAAAAGAUGCAACUCCUUAACGUAUCGACAUGGAACCAGCCUAGAGUCUCCGUCCUAGUCGAAGACUCUUAUCCGGGCUGGGAAGGCACGGAAGAUGUCAUUAAAGAAGGGGACAUCCUUCAUAUAGAUUUCGGGAUAACCGCCAUGGGUUUGAAUACAGACACUCAGCAUAUGGCAUAUGUCCUCAGAACCAGCGGCGCAGAGCCCGAGACGGAUGUUCCUGACAGCCUGAAGGAGGGUUUAAGGAAGGCCAAUCGGCUGCAGGAGAUCGUCCUGGGUAACAUGAGGCCCGGCUUAUCGGGAAACACGGUUCUCCACCAAAGUCUGGUCCAGAUGAUAAGAGAGGGGAUGAAGGGUCAAAUAUAUUCGCAUCCUAUAGGUGAUUGGGGUCAUGACGCCGGAAGUGUAAUUGGUUUUCUUAACCUUCCGGCGUAUGUUCCCGUCCUAGGGGAACUCCCGAUUCUGCCGAAUACCUACUAUAGUAUCGAACUUUACGCUUACCACUUCGUUCCAGAGCGGAACGAAACAAUCAGGUUUCGUCUUGAAGAGAACGUCGCCUGGUCGGAGUUGUCUCAGAAGUGGGAGUACGUCUACGGCAGACAAGAGAUAUUCCACCUUGUCGAUGGCAGAAAGCGAUCUUCGUUGGAACUCAUUGAGCAAACGACCCGGCCAUGA